GGUUUCAGUCCUGGCCCUGCACAGGGCCCCCAGGGCCUGCUGGGCUGGGACACCCACCCGCACGGACACCCGUGGGCAGGGGCACCCACCCGCAAGGACAUCACCGCUGGGAAUGCCACCAGUACAGGGACACCACCAGUACAGGGACACCACCGGCUCUCCCUUGUGCAGCGCUCUGAGGCUCCUCCCGAGGCUUCACCAACACCCGUCCCCACAAAGCCAGGGGUGCAAUGGACCUGAGGACGAUCCCGCGGCUGCGCUGGACAUGGCUGUGCCUCGGGGCCCUGCUGGCAGCCCCCUGGGUGAGUGGGGACCCUGCAGUGCAGCACCCCCAUCCCGCUGCCUUUGGUGCCGGUUCCUUGCCAGCCUGCUGCUUUCACUUUUACUUCUGUGCUUUGCCACCACUGUCCCCGUGCCAGGGCUCGCGGUGGGGUGGGCAUCUCCUCGGCCUCGCAGGCGAAGGAAGAGUUUCUGCCCUGAGCCAUGCAGGUGUUGCUCGCCCUCCCGCUGCUUGCCUCUGCAAAGGCGGGGACCCCCCAGUUCCUGAUGGACAUGAGCCGCGACGCCUUUGAUGACCAGUACGAGGGGUGCACGGAGGCGAUGGAGGCAGCGGGGCCGGCGCUGCUGGAGCAGGAGCAGGCACGGGGCAGGUCCAGGCUCUUUGGCAGGGUCUGGGCACGCGCCGGGGAGCGGUGGCAGCAGGUGAAGGGCUCGCUGGCUGCCCGCCUGCCCCCCGGCUUCAAGGAUGAGUACGGCCAGGCCGUGAUCGCGUACACGGACAACAGCCUGCACUACUUCUUCAACACAGCCAUGCGGGCGGCCGGGCGGUCACGGGCCACCUACAACGCCAGCUUCCCCUUCAAGGCGCUGCACUUCUACCUGACCAGAGCCCUGCAGCUGCUGCGGGGGCCCUGCGAGGCCACCUACAGGACACCGGUGUACCGGGGCAUCGCCCACACCCGCUACCAGCUGCAGGGCGCCAGCCCCUUCAGGUUCGGCUCCUUCGCCUCCUCCUCCUUCAGGAGGGAGCAGGCAGAGAGCUUUGGGCAGGACACGUUCCUCAGCAUCCGCAGCUGCUUUGGGGUCCCCAUCCACGCCUUCUCCUUGUACACGGAGGAGGAGGAGGUGCUGAUCCCUGGCCAUGAGAUCUUCUGGGUCUUCCCGGACAAGGGCAGUCACCGCUUUGUCCUGCGGAGCGCCAACAGGACCUGCAGCCACUUCAACUGCGCCUUCCUGGGGUACGAGAAGAGCCUGGAGUGCAGGGGCAGCACAGCUGGUCCCAGGCACAGAGAGGAGCUGUGAAGGGCAGCGCCCAGCUGGCGGCCCCGAGGAGAAAAGCCAGCGGCCAUGCAGAGAACGCCUCACCCGCAGUCUGUGGCAGAGCAACCAGGGGCAGUGCACAAGCGGUGUGUGGAGUCCAGCUAGACCCUGUGGCAGAGCAGCCCGGCACGCUGCCUGUGCUGUGCCAUGCCGUGCCGUGCCGUGACAUCGUGGGGACAGCAGCAGUGCCCCCUUGUUGGCCGGGGGAUGCUGCUGCUCUAGGUGGGGAGGACAGUGUCUGGCCAAGGCCUCGCACUGGAGACUCCUCCUCAUCUCACCACCGCCUCAUGCACCUUUGGGCCCAGUGUCACGUGCCAGGGCUGGUCUGCUGGGGCUCACCCCGGAACGUGCUCACAGCAGGGCUCGGCAGCACCCGGCACCAAGCAGCACCCAGCCCCCAGGACAGGGGAAGGUUUCUACCACUUCCCCAUUAUUUCAUGUUUCUCCAGCUUCAAAAUUUUUAGCAACUUCUCAGCCAGACAAGGCUUGCACCCUCACCUGGACCCAGCCCCAAAACCUCCACAGGCGGUUCCACGUCUCAUGAACUGCUGGCAACGAAUGCUCAGACCCGGGCAGGGAUUUGACUACUUGUAGUGGGUUUAUAUGGCAAAGUUUUGGUAGUGGGGGGGCAUAGGGGUGGCUUCUGGGAGUAGAAUCCAGAAGCUGCCCCACGUUAGAUAAAGGCCCAACUGCUGGCCAGAGCCAGUCCAAUAAGUGAUGUUGUUUGUGCCUCUGUGAGACCACAUUUAAGAAAAGGAAAACAAAACAAAACAAAACAAAACAAACAAACAAAAAAGAAAAAAAACAAAACCACAAGCUCCUGGGGAACAGCAGCUGGGAGAGAGAAGCAGCCCUGCAGCCCCCAAGAUGAGUGCAGCAGGAGGGCAGGAGGUACUCCAGGCACGCAGCAGCAGUUCCCCUGCGGCCUGUGGAGAGGCCCCUGGCGGAGCAGGCUGUCCCCCUGCACCCAUGGGUCCCACACGGAGCAGAUCUCCACGCUGCAGCCCCCCCGUGGAGGAGCCCCCGGUGGAGCAGGUGGAUGUGGCCUGGAGGAGGCUGCGGCCCAUGGAGAGCCCCCCCAGGAGCAGGCCCCGGGCCGGAGCUGCAGCCCGUGGAGAGGAGCCCACGCAGGAGCAGGGGUCUGGAGGGAGCUGCCGCCCAUGGGGGACCCGUGCUGGAGCAGUUUGCUCCUGGGGGAUGGAUGGACCCCGUGGUAUGGAGCCGUGUGGGAGCAGUUCUUGAGGAGCUGCUGCCUGUGGGCAGCCCCCGCAGGCUCAGCUCGGGAAGGACGGCUCCUGUGGGAGGGACCCCAUGGGGAGCAGGGGCAGAGAGGGACCG
Messenger RNA from Cygnus atratus (black swan), 2658 nucleotides. Its product is annotated as ecto-ADP-ribosyltransferase 5-like. The transcript has 5 exons. Gene Ontology annotation, molecular function: NAD+-protein-arginine ADP-ribosyltransferase activity; NAD+ poly-ADP-ribosyltransferase activity. Lineage: Eukaryota; Metazoa; Chordata; Aves; Anseriformes; Anatidae. The record is from RefSeq and is a predicted model, not a curated record. Bases 484 to 1302 code for a protein of 272 amino acids.